UAAGCAGUCCAGAGGGAAGGUCGAUCGAGCUCCACAGUUCCUUUUGAAACAGGCUCCGCCUCACACCAGAUCACACACACAUCCGCUGAAAACUCCACCGGACAACAAAGCGCGCUCCUCCACCGGACAUGAACACCCGCCGUCCGCAGUACGGGAUCGACAUGUCGGCCGCGACAGCCGCGCCUCUCUGGCUGGCCCUCAGUCUCCUGGUGUCCGCUUCUGAAGCAAAGAUCAGCCUCACCGCGGCCCAGGGAGAGACUAUCGUCCUGCCGUGUCAGACUCCCAGCGACUACCCCAUCCUGGCUGUAGAGUGGGACAGACCUGACCUGGAGCCACAGUAUGUCAUUUUGUACCGGGACGAGCAGUCUGACCCGGAAAAUCAGUACGAAUCUUUUAAGCACCGGGUGAGGCUGGACCGGCAUCAGAUCAAGACCGGUGACGUGUCUCUGAUCCUGAGGAACGUGACGACCGAUGACCAAGGAAUAUACAAGUGUCGGGUCAUCCAGAGAGGAAUGAGGCGCCAGAAGAGAGCCAGUUUGAACAUCGAGCCCAUCCAGGUCAUCAAGCUGAGUGUUCAUCAGUCAGGUCUCGAGGAUGGAGGGAGCGAGGAUGGAGGAGAAGCGGGCGGGAACAACAACGUUGCGCUUGUCGCUGGUUUGUCAUUUGCUGUGAUUGCUGUUGUUAUUGCUUCUGCAUCCGUAACAAUCUUAGCCAGGAAUCUCAGACGCAAGAAGAACAAUCCCCCACCCGACAAUGAAGCAAGUGAGCAGCUGAAAAAAACGUGCGAACUCUAAAUAGUAAAGGAGCCGUUCCCUGCUUAACUUCAUUUAAAAAAUUAUUUCUCUAAGCCUUCGCAGUAAUACACAUUUUUCAAACGUUUACUGUUGACCACAGAACAUCUCCCCUAUGGACCGAAAUGCAGACAUCACUUUAUUAAUUGUUUUUUAACGGAUCAAGAGCUUUCUGUAUUGGAAAACCUUUGCCUCUGUCCUUUGGCCAUGGAAAUAUUUACUUAACAUGCAUGAUAAUAAAGGAAGUGCUCUGAA
Messenger RNA from Xiphias gladius (swordfish), 1046 nucleotides. RefSeq names its product coxsackievirus and adenovirus receptor homolog. The coding region runs from base 129 to 794 and encodes 221 amino acids. The record is from RefSeq and is a predicted model, not a curated record. The transcript has 3 exons. NCBI's taxonomy places the organism in Eukaryota, Metazoa, Chordata, Actinopteri, Istiophoriformes, Xiphiidae.